AGUUAGAAGCUCUGUUUACGUUUUUUAGUAUGCUCGCUCGCCCCCACGUUUACGACGUUUUACGUCGUCUCGUGGGCCUGGAUAAAACGUGUUGACGUCUUUAAUUAAUCUGCGUUCAACCACGAGCCUCACAUCUCAAGCCUCUCAGCAUUCUCCCCACCAAAUCGUAGAGGAUGCCGAAGCACGACCCGUUCAGCCCCAAGGGCAUCGCGAACAGAAUCAAGUCCAAGGGUCUUCAGAAACUGCGAUGGUACUGCCAGAUGUGUCAGAAACAAUGCCGGGACGAGAAUGGUUUCAAGUGUCACACGAUGUCGGAGUCGCACCAGCGACAGCUCCUCCUGUUUGCGGAAUGUCCGGGAAAAUACCUGGGAUCGUUCUCCAAAGAAUUCGCUGACAGUUUCCUGGAGCUACUCAAGAGACGAUUCGGUACCAAGCGAGUGCAUGCCAACCAGGUGUACCAGGAGUACAUCGCUGACAAGCAGCACCUGCACAUGAAUGCCACCCGGUGGCUCACCCUCACCUCGUUUGUCAAGUGGCUCGGCCGUGAGGGCCAUUGCACUGUUGACGAGACUGAAAAAGGAUGGUUCAUCACUUACAUUGACCGGGAUCCAGACACCAUUCGAAGGCAGGAGUCGUUGGCCAAGAAAGAAAAGCUCGACCUAGAUGACCAGGACCGGCUCGCCAAGUUCAUCGACCGGCAGAUCGAGCGUGACCGUGGGCGGAAAGGAGAAGAGGCAACAACCACAGAUUUCACGGGACUGAAACGAGAAAACGAAGAGGAAAAAGUUGUUUUCAAGUUAGCUGCUUCCUCAUCGAAACAGCAAGAAGAAGCAGCUCAAAAGGAAUCAAAGAAGGUGAAUCCGCUGGAAGUGGCUGCCAAGGCCGCGGAAAAGCACAAGGCACCAUCGUCAUCUUCGUCGACCUGCGGCGAUGGCGAGCCGAAGUCCAAGAAAGCGGCAAAGCUUUCGGCCCUGGACGAGAUCAUGCUCGAGCAGGAGAGAAAGCGGGAGCAGAUCAAUCGCCGGGCCUACUGGAUCACUCGCGACAUUGUUGUCAAAGUGAUGGCCAAGAAGCUGGGCGACAAGUACUACAAGAAGAAGGGCGUCAUCGAGGAAGUGCAAGACCGGUAUGUGGCAACAGUUCGCAUGCUGGACAGCAACGACAAGCUACGGCUGGACCAGAGUCACCUGGAAACAGUCAUUCCCAACAUUGGACGGCGUGUCAAGGUCGUCAAUGGUGCCUACCGGGGCCAAGAAGCUACUCUGCUUGAAGUGGACCAGGCGGGCUUCUGUGCAAAACUCCGGCUUGAUGCUGGACUUAUCAGCGGUCGCAUACUCGAAAGAGUUCCAUACGAAGACUUCUCCAAGCUUCACAUGCCGUCGUGACAUCUGUGAAAGAAAGAAUGCGUGUUUGUUUCUUCAGAGAAGUUUUCAAAAUUCCUGUUGUGUACAUUCAUUUCUGCUGUCACCUUUCAUAUUACUUUCCAGUGCAGUGAACUUUGGUUGUGUUAGCUGUUGGUUAUGUGGGAGUGGCAAGGACAGGGGCUUGAUGUUUGCUAUUGAAGUAUUAGUCAAUGAAAGUGGCUCUAAUUCCUUCGAUCACCAGCCUUCAUUUUAUUCUUAUAAGGUGAAUAAACAAAGAAAUAAUUUGAAAUCUAGAAAAUAUUGUGAUGCGCUCUGCCAUGUGUCAUGUGACAUUCAAUGGAAGUGUAUAUAUUGGGGACGUAUCCUUAAUGGCACCUGCGAAGGAACAAAAGUAGACGAUGCAUUUGUUUAGGUGUAGUAUGGCUUCCUUCUGUUUUUCCCCAGAUGCCGCUGAGGAUAUGCCCCACUUUACAAAUCUUAGAACUUCAUCAAAUGUUGCAUAAUAAUAUUAAGAGUAAAGUCUUAUAUGUGUUUUCACAGUCGUGCACCCGCUGUGGUGGCCUAGUGGUUAUGGUGCUUUAUUUGCUGACACGAAUGGAGGCAAAAUGCUCUAAAUACCAGUGUGCUGAGAUUUAGGUGCACGUUAGAGAACCCAGGUGGUUGAAAUUUCUGAAGCCUUCCACUAAGGCGUCUCAUAAUCAUAUCGUAGUUUCCGGACAUAGAAACCCAAGAAUUAUUAUCUCACAGUCAGUGUACAAGAUUCAUGUACGCUUCAACUCAUGAAAGUCUUUACCAAGUCUAGCACCAUGGAAGUUUGUAUCAAAACCAUAUAACACUUGUGGAGACUAUCCACCGUAGGAAAUAAUGUGUGCCUAUUACUCUACGGAGAUUGACUUUAGCUAUGUUAGUUGAUCACAAAUGAG
This is a messenger RNA of Rhipicephalus sanguineus (brown dog tick), 2287 nucleotides long. It is a transcript of the gene kin17, whose product is annotated as DNA/RNA-binding protein KIN17. Gene Ontology annotation, biological process: DNA replication; DNA damage response. The record is from RefSeq and is a predicted model, not a curated record. NCBI's taxonomy places the organism in Eukaryota, Metazoa, Arthropoda, Arachnida, Ixodida, Ixodidae. Gene Ontology annotation, cellular component: nucleus. Gene Ontology annotation, molecular function: double-stranded DNA binding. Bases 174 to 1385 code for a protein of 403 amino acids. The transcript has 11 exons.